This is a messenger RNA of Amaranthus tricolor (Joseph's coat), 1108 nucleotides long. RefSeq names its product MADS-box transcription factor 23-like. Gene Ontology annotation, biological process: positive regulation of transcription by RNA polymerase II. The record is from RefSeq and is a predicted model, not a curated record. NCBI's taxonomy places the organism in Eukaryota, Viridiplantae, Streptophyta, Magnoliopsida, Caryophyllales, Amaranthaceae. Gene Ontology annotation, molecular function: DNA-binding transcription factor activity, RNA polymerase II-specific; RNA polymerase II cis-regulatory region sequence-specific DNA binding; protein dimerization activity. Gene Ontology annotation, cellular component: nucleus. The transcript has 8 exons. Bases 100 to 774 code for a protein of 224 amino acids.
UUGUGAGUUGUAAGAUAAAUCAUUUGACCUACAACAUAUACAACACCAUUCUUCUCAAUAACACCUAUUUUUGGUUAUCAAAUCUCAGAAAAAGGGAAAAUGGGAAGAGGAAAGAUCUCGAUUGAAAGGAUUGACAACUUGACAAGCAGACAAGUUACCUUCACUAAGAGAAGAAAAGGGUUGUUCAAGAAGGCCAAGGAACUUUCCAUUCUUUGCGACGCCGACGUCGGAGUUAUCAUCUUGUCCAGCACCGGCAAGGUCUAUGAAUUUGCUAGUAAUUGCAUGCAGUCAUUGUUAGAGCGUUACUAUAAAGCAAAUGAGGACAACCAAGUGCUCAAUCCUACUUCUGAGGCCCAGUUAUGGAAGGUUGAAGCAGAGAGUUUAAGGCAACAGCUCGAGGAUUUGAGAAUCAACAGCAGGCGUUUAUUAGGGGAAGAUCUUUCAGAAUUAAGCAUUGAGCAUUUGGAAACCUUAGAGGCACAACUAGAGAUGGGAGCAAAAGCCAUACGUACGAGGAAGGAGGACAUACUCAAAGCCAAGAUACAUGACCUUAACAAAACGGAGAUUCUUGUGCACCAAGAAAAUAUGGAGUUACACAAAACGAUAAGUCUCAUGCGUCAGGAAAUGGCAGAAUUGCACAAAAAGGUUUCUGGAGGAACAGGAAAGGAUGAUCAAGAAGGUGGGGCAGGUGGUGGAGCCUCAAGCAGCACAUCAGCAUAUGACAAUUAUGAUCCAAUUGAGCUUAAUCUUAGCUUAUUGAAGAAAUCAGAUUAGUGAUUAUUAAUUAUAAGCUAGUAAUCAAAAUUUAAGCAUAUUUUUCAAGUGGGCCAGCUAUUAUUUCCUCAAAUUAAAAGCGUAAGCUUAUUAAUUAAGAGGAUGAAUAAGUUUAAUUUAAGUUUAGUUAAUUAAGUCUGGCAUGGAACAUGUUAUUAUUGUACCAUAAGCCUCAAGUCCGAAGGGCUUACGGUUGAGGCGGCAGUGAUGGGAUGCUAAGUUGCAUGCCUGAGCCGAAUUAUCGCUUGUAUUUUUCUUCCAUUAUAUUGUACGUUUUUACUUUUGGGUGCAACAAUAUUGUUAUUGUGAUUUUUUAGUGAAUUUUUGUCUAUUG